UAUUCUCUAUGUUAUCAACACUGUGUUAUGGCGUUAUGGCACCGGGAACAGAUAUUGAUCGAAUGUUACAUUUUCAUAACAUUUUUCUAAUAACUUUAAAUUAUUUAUCCUGUUUGAAAGUGUUUUUACUUUGCAAAAUAUAUUUCUGCAGCUACACACAAAGUUUCUCGUCAAAGUUUUUUACAGAUAUUCAACAGAUAAAUGAAUACUUCAAAAGACUCGUUGGAUGAUGAUCAAGAUCCAGAAUAUGAAUCUUCCGUCCCGAAUGAUGAAACAAAACAAAAAGCUUUUGAGGAAAGUGCUCGCGCAACAACAGCAAAGAAAAUAGUUGACAUCGUUGAAAAAGAAUUUACCAAAGAAAUUGAUCAAAAAGAAAAGGAAGUACUUCAAAUACAAAAUCGUCUCGAUGAAGCGCUGAGGAUUUUACAUCUCUUACGUUAUGCAGUUGUUACAGAUUUUUAUAAUCGCAAACAAUGUCAAGCAUCGCACAUUAAUGACACAAAACAAACACGAAUUCAUCCAGCGGUGAAAAAACUCUUGGGCAAAUCACCACGCGUGUUGAAAAAAAGUCAAUUUAUCGAUGUGGCAAUACCCUCAACAUCGACAGAUCCACGUUUUCUAAUUCCAGAUGCAAUUCCUUCUACAUCGAAAAGUACACCCGAAAAAAGUAUUGAGAACUUAAAUUCGGAAAAUAGUUCUAAAGAAGAGAAUGUCAAACGUUCACAUUCUGAAUCAAGCGAAAAUGAACCACCGAAAAAGAUUCCUCGCUAUGUUCCACCUAAAAAUGCAAUUCCAGAAGCACCCGGUCCAUCCAGAGGUCAUAGGAAUAAAAUUCGAAAACGAAUUAUCGUGGGGAAUAUUUCUAAAUGGAUCCCACCUGAAUGGAGAGAAGAUAAAACUAGUCACAAAUGGACUGUGUACGUCAGGGGCAGCAAGGAAGAAGCGGAUAUCGGAGGUUACGUUGCCAAAGUUCGUUUCCUACUGGAUCCGAGCUAUCGACCCAAUGACGUCGUGGAAAUCACAUCCUCGCCGUUUCACUUAUCAAGACGUGGCUGGGGUGAAUUUCCAUUGCGAGUCCAAUUGCAUUUUAAAAACACUCUAAAUAAACCAAUCGACAUUAUUCAUCCCCUGAAACUAGAUCGAACAUUCACUGGUCUUCAAACUCUAGGUGCAGAAACAGUAGUUGACAUUUGGCUUCAAACUAGCGAACCACGUCUGGCGACAAACUCCAUCACCGACAAUACCGAAAAUUAUAAAUUAGAUUUAAACAUUAACGGCUCGACGAGAAAAGAAAUUACAUUAGAAAAAUCCGACCAAGAAUCAAAUUUAACAAUAACACAUGAAUCUCCAAAAGACGAAAGUUCACAAUUAAAAUUAAUCUCUCUCAUUGAUCAUGACUAUUGUAAAUUAUCAUCAAAAUCUCUUUCAAUAGAGAGUAACAAAACAGUCGUGCAUUUAAGAAAUGGAUCAUUGGAUUCUGACGCGAGAAUUUCUCUCAAUGGUUUGCAAACAAAUUCAAUUUUAAAUACCAAUAGUGUAGAAAAAUUAGCAAAUACUUUAAAAGAUACACCAGGUAAAAUGCAACCAUUACAAAUUUCAAUUCCUGAUGCUUUUGAAUCGACAAAUAAAAAUCAAGUUCUAGUUCUCAAGAACAAAGAUUUUGUACCUGUUAAAUUUGAUCCAAAAUCGAAAGUUUUAAUUGACCCCAUAAGUAUUCAAAAGAAAGUGAACAACUUUAAUAAUAAAGAUGGGGAGGUGUGUAAAAUCAGUGAAAAGCCGAAAGUAAUCAAAAUAAAUCCGGUGAACAGUAUUUUAUUGACUGCCAACUAUAGUGAACCAGCUUUAAGAAUUGUUGACCCAAUAGCCUAUAAUAAUGUCAACGAAAAUAAGAUUGUAAGGAGCUUUGAUCUUCGAGUAGGUUCAAAUUCAUCCAAAUCGGAUGUUAAAUUGCAAAAUAAUGCCAAAACUACGAAGCCGAAAAUUGUUUUGGGAAAAAUUAAAAUGAACAAGGAAAUCCAUGAUGAAAUUAUGAGGUCAAUUGAUGACGUGCGGUUAACAGAUACUUUAAGUAUAGUUCAAUUUAUAAUUCAUCGGCUACCUCUUAUAACUGAAAAAGUAUCUGAUCCAGAAUACAGAAAAUUGUAUCCGUUUUCUUGUAGAAGCGUAGAAGAGUUCCUCAGUUACAAUAUUGGAAAACAACGAGCUUUUGAGUGGCAAAGAGCAAGAGCGGUGAGAACGUUUUUAAAACGAAAAGUGACUGCAGAAGAAAUGUGGAGUGUUAAGGAAAUAAUUAUGUGGGCAAGAAGACAUGCUUACACUCCAAUGUCUUCUAUUUUCAAUUUUGAAAAUGCUUCAAUUGAUAGAAUGAAGAAAUCUUUCAACUCGGAUUCAAAUAUUUUCUCUACCUAUACAAAACCAGUUGAUCUUCAUAAAUGGCUUUCAGAGACUAGUAAAAACAAUGAAGAGAACAAUUGCGAAGAGUCAGACGAAGAAAUUGACAUUCUUUUUGAAAGUAAACCAAGUGAUGUUUUUAAAAUUGAAAACGAUGAAACAUUGUCGGACGCGGAUGUUUUGGAAAUGCCUGUCGAGUCCGAGUCUCUUUUUAUUUACGUUAACGAAACUGCCCGAAACAUUGGAAUUAAAUUAACAGACGAGGAAAUUAUUCCAGGAGUUCGACAUUGUUCGGGAAGUCAUGUGAUUAUGCGGGCAGUGGAAUGUUUUGUUGAUAAUAUUCUUCGAUUAUCCCACGCAACAGCGUUAGAAAAGUUAGAAGAUAAAAAUAGUUACGUGGAGACAUUGAAUUUGGAAGACGUGAAAGAAGCGCUUUUAAAACGAGAAGAGUUUGACCUGUUUACAAAUGCGGGCUUAGGAAAUAUGUCGAUUGAAGAAGAAUGAAUAAAACUCAAAAAUAUUUAUUCGCGAUAAAAAUCGACAAAAUUAUCCACAAUAAAAGAGAUAGUUUAUUAGCAAAAAAACAACCCCGUGUCAAUGAAUAGUACAUUUUAAUCUCUAAACAAUGUAUUUUGUUUUAAAAUGUGAAUACUGUAAUAGGUUUUAUUACUAUUUUUUUUUAAUAUUUUGAAAGAUCGUCGAGAGAAAAAGUGGAAAAUGAGACAAUUUAUUAAUUUAAUUCUAAAAGUUCGCUCUUCCAGAUCUUUUUUACAAUUAUUCGCUUUUAAUCAAUUUUGUAUAUAAAUUCGUAAUUGAAUAUAUUUUUUACUCUAGUAAAA
This is a messenger RNA of Leptopilina heterotoma, 3230 nucleotides long. RefSeq names its product YEATS domain-containing protein 2 (gene D12). Gene Ontology annotation, molecular function: histone binding. Gene Ontology annotation, cellular component: NuA4 histone acetyltransferase complex. NCBI's taxonomy places the organism in Eukaryota, Metazoa, Arthropoda, Insecta, Hymenoptera, Figitidae. The record is from RefSeq and is a predicted model, not a curated record. The coding region runs from base 202 to 2895 and encodes 897 amino acids. Gene Ontology annotation, biological process: chromatin remodeling; regulation of transcription by RNA polymerase II. The transcript is spliced from 10 exons.